Messenger RNA from Aethina tumida (small hive beetle), 2131 nucleotides. RefSeq names its product glycerol-3-phosphate acyltransferase 3 (gene Gpat4). NCBI's taxonomy places the organism in Eukaryota, Metazoa, Arthropoda, Insecta, Coleoptera, Nitidulidae. Gene Ontology annotation, cellular component: endoplasmic reticulum. The coding region runs from base 156 to 1640 and encodes 494 amino acids. The transcript is spliced from 8 exons. The record is from RefSeq and is a predicted model, not a curated record. Gene Ontology annotation, biological process: triglyceride biosynthetic process. Gene Ontology annotation, molecular function: glycerol-3-phosphate O-acyltransferase activity.
GUUGCUUCGUAGUUUUUCGUCAGUCACUGAUUCUCGGUCCUAAAUUGUGCGUGUCUUGAAGUAUCACUCCAUAUGGACUGAAUCAAAUGUGUUUCGGCAGAUAUUGAAAACGCGUCUGAUUAAUUCACAAAGUACGUGAUAAAGAAGUGCGUAAAAUGGCGAUUGUACUUGCAGUAGUGUCAUUUUUAAGUUCGAUUUUAUUAACACCGAUUUUGAUGCUUUUGUUGUGUAUUAUAUUUUUGGCAUCAAUUGGAAAAUCAUUGGGCGUACGGAGGCUUUAUGUUAAGCUACUGCUGAAGAUAUUCGAAUAUGGUCGUCAAAAUAUCGAGACAGCUCGCAAAUCGGACAAGCCCCAAAAUGAAGAGGAUGAUGAGGAUGACGAGGGCUACAGCGAGGAGAUUUCAGCGGUACCCGAGUCCAGUGCGGUGACGAAAACACCAGCGAAAAUGCUGACCAACGGCUACGUAUCUAACGGCACGAGUCCGCUUAUCAGUAGAGACGAUAAAUUGAUUAUGGUACCGGAACCUGCAACGAACAAUACGAGAGGCGACGACGUUCUCAACUUGACCGUAGAUGAGAACAAAUCCGGAGAGGAUAAUGGACAGAACAAAUACGACUUUAGCUUAAGCGAGGCCCUGGAUUACAUCAAGGUGGGUGUGGAGGCCAUUAUCGAAGACCAGGUCACGUCGCGGUUCGAGGCGGAGGAGUUAAAGAACUGGAAUUUGUUGAUUCGCACGCACAGGGGCUACGAAUUCAUCUCAUGGAAGUUGACCGUCAUCUGGUUGUGUGGCUUCUUCAUCCGGUACUUCUUCUUGUUCCCUUUGCGCGUCAUGAUCUGUUUCUUUGGAAUUUUUUGGCUGGUGGUAAGCACUAGUAUACUAGGGUGUAUAAUCGAUUGUAAAGUGAAGAGAUGGUUGAUAAAACAGAGCUACAUAACGUCGUUUAGGAUGAUGGUUCGUUCGGUCACUGGCAUAGUGAACAUCCACAAUAAACAGUGGAGGCCGGCUACGGGUUCGAUUGUGGUGGCGAAUCACACCACUCCCGUGGACGUUGCCUUCCUAUCUGUCGAUAAUGUUUACUCUCUGAUUGGACAAAGACAUGGUGGUUUUCUGGGAGUCCUGCAAAGGGCACUGGCCCGAGCCUCACCCCACAUUUGGUUCGAAAGGAGCGAAGUACGUGACAGAUCCGCUGUCGCCAGUAGAUUAAAGGAGCACGUGUCAGAUCCAAGAAAUCCACCAAUUCUAAUUUUCCCCGAGGGUACAUGUAUCAAUAACACUUCAGUCAUGCAGUUCAAAAAAGGUAGCUUUGAAGUUGGAAGCAUAAUCUAUCCAGUCGCCAUUAAAUACGACGCCCGAUUUGGAGACGCUUUCUGGAACAGCAGCAAAUAUUCGUACGUCCAAUAUUUAGCUAUGAUGAUGACCAGUUGGGCCAUAGUGUGUGACGUGUGGUAUUUGCCUCCAAUGCAUCAAAAAGAAGGAGAGACUGCGAUCGAUUUCGCCAAUAGGGUUAAAAGUGUUAUUGCCAAGCAGGGCGGUCUCGUUGAUUUAGUUUGGGAUGGCCAGCUAAAGAGGACAAUGCCUAAGAAAGAGUGGAGGGAGAGGCAACAAGAAGAAUUCAGCAAACGUCUAAAAACGGAGUAGAAUAGUGUUUAGUGUUUUUUUUUUAUUUUGGUGACAUUCUACACCUAUACUUUAUUAUUUACAAUUAUUACCUAAUUUAUAAUAAGCAUUUACAAACACUGAUGUAAGACCAUCUAGUCGUAUUAGUGAACUCUAAUAUACUUGCUUGGACCUGUAUUGUAAUUAUUGUCAUUUUCAUUAAGUCAUAGGUAUCCAUUGUAUUUAUUCAUUUCUAAGCAAGUUUAUUAUGGAAGUGAUAUUUUUAAAUUAUUUAAGUACCAAAACCCUUUUUUGUAGGUCAUACCUAAUGAAUUGAUAGUAGUAUUGUGAUAUAAUUUACAAAUAGACAAUACUUUUUAUAAUCAGUUAGUUACUUUACACAGAAUAAUUUAUUAUCAUGCAUCAUUUUUUUAGUAGCUCCAAAUAAUUCCACAUAUAUUUUUAUAAAAUCAAAUUUAGAUUGUAUGAGUUUCUUGUAGAAAUAUAUUUGUUAUUAAAGCAAGAGUGCAUAA